AAAGAAACCAGUCACUUUGUCAGAUCUCAUCAGACAAGACUACAGGUGCACUUCGCCUGUUUCAUUUGUCACAAGAUCACCUCUUUAAGUCCUAUAUUGUACUGAGAGAGACAUAAGGACACUGUUCACUUCAAAUUAUAGAAAUACCAGCCCUCUCUCUGUCUAAGAAGCUCACCUCCUUCAAUGGAGGAUGCUUACGCCCGAUCUGUCGCUGAGGUUCUUGAAUUCUUUGGCGUGGAUCCAACUAAAGGUCUUACGGAUAUACAGGUUACACAACACGCCAGAUUAUAUGGCAAAAAUGUGCUGCCUCAAGAAAAAAUCAUUCCUUUCUGGAAGUUGGUGCUGAAGCAAUUUGAUGAUUUGCUGGUUAAGAUUCUAAUUGCAGCUGCUUUUAUUUCCUUUUCUUUGGCACUGGCUAAUGGAGAGACGGUCUUAUCAGCCUUCAUUGAACCUUCUGUUAUCUUGAUGAUAUUGGCUGCAAAUGCAGCAGUCGGUGUGAUUACAGAAACAAAUGCAGAAAAGGCUCUUGAGGAAUUACGUGCAUACCAAGCUGACAUUGCCACUGUCCUGCGCAAUGGUUGUUUCUCCAUAUUACCUGCAACGGACCUUGUCCCUGGAGAUAUUGUAGAAGUGAGUGUUGGGUGUAAAAUUCCAGCUGAUAUGAGAAUGAUUGAGAUUUUGAGUGAUCACUUACGUGUUGAUCAGGCAAUUUUAACAGGUGAGAGCUGCUCUGUUGAAAAAGAGCUUGAUGCAACAACUGCUACAAAUGCAGUAUACCAGGACAAGACAAACAUCCUCUUUUCUGGCACUACAGUGGUCGCUGGAAGGGCAAGAGCUGUUGUUAUUGGGGUUGGAUCUAAUACUGCAAUGGGCAGUAUACGUGAUUCUAUGUUGAUGACGGAAGAUGAGGCGACACCAUUGAAGAAAAAGUUGGAUGAAUUUGGUACUUUUUUGGCAAAGAUCAUUGCAGGUAUAUGUGUACUAGUUUGGGUGGUAAACAUUGGGCAUUUUAGUGAUGCUUCCCAUGGUGGCUUCUUGCGAGGUGCAAUACAUUACUUUAAGAUUGCAGUUGCCCUGGCUGUUGCAGCAAUCCCUGAAGGGCUUCCUGCUGUUGUUACAACGUGUUUGGCCCUUGGGACAAAGCGAAUGGCUCGUUUAAAUGCUAUUGUGAGAUCCUUGCCAUCCGUGGAAACAUUGGGCUGCACCNGGGGUGAGGGUGCUAGGAUAAGUAACAUUUCUGUUCAGAUCUGUGUGCUUCAUUCAGUAAAUAAUGGUCCAGUGGCCUCUGAAUACGUCAUCAGUGGCACAACUUAUGCACCAGAAGGUUUUAUAUUUGACAGCUUGGGAGCCCAGCUAGAGAUUCCGGCACAACUUCCUUGUCUUCUUCAUAUAGCAAUGUGCUCAGCUCUUUGCAAUGAGUCUAUUAUACAAUACAACCCAGAUAAGAGGAUUUACGAGAAGAUUGGUGAAUCAACUGAAGUUGCCCUUCGUUUGCUGGCAGAAAAAAUUGGUCUUCCUGGUUUUGAUACAAUGCCGUCUGCUUUAAAUAUGCUAAGCAAGCAUGAACGGGCAUCUUAUUGUAAUCGCUAUUGGGAAAGCCAAUUUAAAAAGGUUUCUGUACUGGAAUUUUCACGUGAUCGCAAAAUGAUGAGUGUGCUUUGUAGCCGAAAGCAGAUGGAGAUAAUGUUCUCAAAAGGAGCUCCAGAAAGCAUACUUUCAAGAUGUAACAAUAUACUGUGCAAUGAUGAUGGUUCUACAGUCCCUCUUUCUGCACAUAUUAGAGCUCAGUUGGAAGUAAAAUUUAAUAGUUUUGCAGGAAAAGAAACUCUUAGAUGCUUAGCACUAGCCUUGAAAAGAAUGCCUAUGGGUCAACAAUCACUCUCCUUUGAUGACGAAAAUGACCUUACAUUUAUUGGGUUGGUUGGGAUGCUUGAUCCACCAAGGGAUGAAGUAAGAAAUGCCAUCCUUUCAUGUAUGAAUGCGGGCAUACGUGUAAUCGUUGUUACUGGGGAUAACAAGACAACUGCAGAAUCUUUGUGCCAAAAAAUUGGUGCCUUUGAUCACUUGGGAGAUUUUACUGGGUUUUCUUACACUGCUUCUGAGUUUGAAGAACUUCCGGCAUUGCAGAAGUCAGUGGCAUUACAGCGAAUGACAAUUUUAUCCAGGGUAGAACCAUCCCACAAGAGGAUGCUUGUUGAAGCAUUACAGAAUCAAAAUGAAGUGGUUGCUAUGACUGGAGAUGGAGUCAAUGAUGCACCUGCAUUGAAGAAAGCAAACAUUGGAAUUGCCAUGGGAUCUGGAACUGCAGUUGCGAAGGUACUUGCUUUUUUUUGCAUAGCUUAUUUCUGGUGA
This is a messenger RNA of Nicotiana tabacum (common tobacco), 2352 nucleotides long. NCBI's taxonomy places the organism in Eukaryota, Viridiplantae, Streptophyta, Magnoliopsida, Solanales, Solanaceae. The record is from RefSeq and is a predicted model, not a curated record.